AUGACAAAUUCAUCUGGGGUGACAUCAAUUCUUCUGUCUGCAUUUCAUGGACUGGAAGACCUGAAGCCCAUGUACUUCUGCAUAUUCCUCCUUUUGUACAUCACUAUUGUUGUUGAAAGCAUGGUGCUAAUUGGAGUGAUCUGCACUGAGAAAACACUGCAUGAGCCAAUGUAUUUCUUGGUGUGUAACUUGGCUGCAAACGGCCUCUAUGGGAGCACCGCCCUGCUGCCUGCGCUGCUGAGCCAUAUGUUCUCACAUUCAUAUGAAGUGUCUUUGCCAUGCUGUCAAACACAGAUCUAUGCCAUACAUACAUAUGCCAUUGCAGAAUUUACAAUGCUGGCAGCAAUGAGUUACGAUCGGUUUGUGGCUAUAUGUUAUCCUCUGCAGUACCAUACAAUCAUGUCACUGACCAAAGUGUAUAAACUCAUCACUUUUACCUGGCUUUACCCCAUGGUUAUAUUUUUCAUUACUUUCAUUGAAACUGUAAAGCUGCGGUUUUGUGGGAAAACUAUAAACAAGCUGUACUGUGUUAAUUACUCAUUGAUAAAACUCUCCUGCAGCGAUAUAUCUGCUUUCAACAUCGCAGGCCUGGUCACUGUAGUCUUAUUUGCAGCACCACAACUAAUCAUGAUGGUUUACUCAUAUGCACACAUCCUGAGGAUAUGCUCAUCCUCAUCUAGAGAAUCUAAGCGCAAAGCCCUCACCACAUGCAUGCCACAUCUGCUGGCAGUCAUCAACUACUCUAUUGGCUGCUUUUUUGAAAUACUGCAAAGCCGAUUGAAAAUAGCUCACCUUCCUUUUAAAGCGCAGAUGUUUUUGUCUUUGUACUUUUUGAUAUUUCCCCCUAUCCUCAAUCCGGUCAUCUAUGGUAUGAGUAUUCAAGCCAUAAGAGCACCAUUAUUUAAGAUGUUCAGAGGCAAGAGGAGACAAGUAACAUCAAAAUAG
Messenger RNA from Myripristis murdjan (pinecone soldierfish), 945 nucleotides. RefSeq names its product olfactory receptor 51G1-like. The transcript has a single exon. Gene Ontology annotation, cellular component: membrane. Lineage: Eukaryota; Metazoa; Chordata; Actinopteri; Holocentriformes; Holocentridae. Gene Ontology annotation, biological process: detection of chemical stimulus involved in sensory perception of smell; G protein-coupled receptor signaling pathway. The coding region runs from base 1 to 945 and encodes 314 amino acids. Gene Ontology annotation, molecular function: G protein-coupled receptor activity; olfactory receptor activity; odorant binding. The record is from RefSeq and is a predicted model, not a curated record.